AUGUAUACAUGCAAUUAUUCAUUUCCGGUGUGUAGCUCUAGCUCAUCACAGAGGCCUUCUCUCCCUGUAAAAUAUGAUUUCUCCAGCUUUAUUGGAACCUUUCUUCCAUUUCCAUCCAAGCCACUGCUGAGAAAGCUGAAGAAAAUCUUAACCGGGGUACCUGAAACAAUCAAGAAGAAUGCGGUGGAACUGAUAGAUGCAUUUGUUGACUUGGCGUUUGAUUUUGUUGAUCAGCCAUUGCUCCCGUCUCAGACAAAUUUUGCUCCGGUAGAAGAGCUGGAAGGGUGUAUUCAUGUAGCGGAUAUAGAAGGGAUUAUUCCAGACGAUUUUCCCGACGGAGUUUACAUCAGAAACGGACCGAACCCACUUUUUGGAGGAUACAAAUCAGCAAUUUCUAUGUUUGGAAAAUCAAGCCAUACAUGGAUAGAAGGAGAAGGAAUGCUUCAUGCAAUAUAUUUUAAUAAACUGAGCAGUGGCACCAGGACCAUUUCAUACAAAAACAGAUAUGUCCAAUCAGAUACAUUCAAAUAUGAAAUAGCAAGAAGAAAGCCUGCUUUCCUUCCAGCAAUCGAAGGAGAUUCACCAGCUGUUUUUUCUGCUCUUAUGCUGAACUUGUUGAGAUUUGGCACUGUUGACAAAUUCCUUAGCAAUACCAACGUUUUUGAGCAUUCUGGGAGAUUCUAUGCGAUUGCUGAGAAUCAUGCACCUCAAGAAAUUGACAUCAAGACACUUGAAACUAUAGGAAAAUGGGACCUUCAUGGAGCUUGGGAUGGACCCUUUACCAGCCACCCCAAGAAAGUUUUAUCAACAGGAGAACUUGUAGUGUUUGGGGUUAGUGCACAAAGGCCACAUAUGAAGCUGGGAGUCCUAUCAGCUGACGGGAGGAAAAUGAAACAUCAAGUGGACCUUGGACUAAAAAGGUGCACUCUUUGCCAUGACAUAGGGGUUACAGAAAGCUAUAAUGUGAUCAUGGAUUUUCCGCUAACUAUAGACAUGAAUCGACUGAUGACUGGUGGCCCACUAAUAAGGUAUGAGACAGAAGGAUAUGCAAGAAUUGGAGUAAUGCCUCGUUAUGGAGAUGCUAAGUCCAUCAGGUGGUUUGAGGUGGAAGCAUGCGCUGCACUUCACAUGAUUAAUUGUUUCGAGGAUGGUGAUGAGAUUGUGGUGAUGGCGUGCAGAGCUCGUGGAUCAAUUAUACCAGGACCUGAAUUUGGUUCUAACAAAUUUGAGUGGUUUUCCAGAGGUUUUAAGCAUAUAAGGUCAGUAGAUACAUCUCAGAAAGAUUUACAGGAUGGAGCAUUUUUUAGUCGUGUUUAUGAGUGGAGAUUGAACAUUGAAUCUGGAGAGGUUAAAGGAAGAUAUCUUACUGGGACAGAGUUUUCUAUGGAAUUCCCUGUUAUAAAUGAGAAAUUUACUGGUGUUAAAAAUAAAUAUGGAUACACACAGGUUGUUGAUUCUACGGCAAGCUCAAACUCAGGGAUGGCAAAAUACGGUGGACUUGCAAAGCUUUAUUUUGAAGACAAAGCAUUUGACCUUUCACUGUCCAUGAAGGUUGAGCGUCACAAGUUUCAAGAAAACACAUUUUGUUCAGGAGCCACCUUUGUCCCUAACUCUGUUGGUGUUGAAGAGGAUGAUGGUUGGAUCAUCGCGUUUGUACACGAUGAACGGACUAAUAUAUCUCAGGUCUAUGUCAUUGAUGCCAAGAAGUUUGCAAGUGAACCAAUUGCCAAGAUCACGCUUCCAAGUAGAGUGCCGUAUGGUUUUCAUGGAGCUUUUCUGGCAUUAUGUUCACAAGGCUAG
This is a messenger RNA of Coffea arabica (coffee), 1800 nucleotides long. NCBI's taxonomy places the organism in Eukaryota, Viridiplantae, Streptophyta, Magnoliopsida, Gentianales, Rubiaceae. The record is from RefSeq and is a predicted model, not a curated record.